AAUCUCUGAAAAGACAUAUUGAGAAGGUCGUCAAAAAAGAAAUAGACGAACUUAGACGUGAAGUGAAAAAAAUACGUACUAAUACGGAAACUGAGAAAAGUAAUGACGUGGCUAAAUAUGGCAGUGCGCAAAAUCAAGUGAAGAUGAAAUACAAGGAUACUUCAUGGAUGAAUGUACGGCAUUCAAAGUACUACCAGAAAAACAAACUUCAUGUUGAAGACACAAGUAGUACAUCAUUACUGAAUACUCGAAAACCAGGUUUUGUAUUCAUUCAAAAAGGAAAACAUCUGGAUCCAUUGAAUGUUGUAGCUGUUGGUGAAAAUAAGAAAAGUAAGAAUUUUAAAAGUGCUGACAUAGGACACGCAGUGGCAUUUGCCGAAAAAGUGCACCAACUUCAACAACGACGACAACGUGAAAAUGCAGGAGUGCUUGAAUGUAUGUCUGAUAAUGUUCUUCAAUCAUUAGUUAAUGACAAACCAAUAAAUUAUGAACCAAUGAUUGAUUUGGUAUGUCUGAUCCGGUCGAUGCUUCAUCAACCACUAUUGAUUGAGAGGAUUUCCUUUGAUUGGGUUCCGCGAAACUCCAAGGAACGAGUGCAAAAUAUUUGGCCUGUUAAUGGAAGAUCUGUAUUGUGGAGCAAGAUCCGUUCUAAUGCCGAGAAUUCGAAUUAUGAUGACGAGUUAUAG
This is a messenger RNA of Ambispora leptoticha, 686 nucleotides long. NCBI's taxonomy places the organism in Eukaryota, Fungi, Glomeromycota, Glomeromycetes, Archaeosporales, Ambisporaceae. The record is from the annotation of a GenBank genome assembly.